AUGGCGAGUGGCGUGUUUGGGGAUACAUAUGGGCUGAAGGCAGUUUCAGUGAUGGAGGGAGAAUCUGUCACUUUACACACUGAUAGAGAAAUGAGAAAUAAUGAUCGGAUUCUGUGGAGGUUUGGACCGGAAAACACUUUAAUAGCUGAAAUCAAUGUGGUGGACAGCAGCAUGACUGUAAAUGAUGAUUCUGAUGGACGAUUCAGAGGCAGAAUGAAGGUGGAUCGUCAGACCGGAUGUCUGACCAUCACAAACACCAGAAUUGAACAUGCUGGACGUUAUGAACUACAGACCAACCCCAUGAAGAAGUUUUUCAUUCUCACAGUCUACGGUGUGGUUGGCGAUAGGGAUGAGAUGAAGUCAGUUUCAGUGAUGGAGGGAAACUCUGUCACUCUACACACUGAUACUGAAAUGAGCAACAAUGAUCUGAUUCAGUGGAGGUUUGGAAACUAUUUAAUAGCUGAAAUCAAGGAAACGGCCAACGGCAUCACUAUAUAUGAUGAUGUUCUUGAAGGGAGAUUCAGAGACAGACUGCAGGUCGAUGAGGAAACCGGAUCUUUGACCUUUACAAAUGCCAGAAUUGAACACACUGGAUUUUAUCAACUACAGACCAACCAUACGAAGAAGGUUUUCACUCUCAGUGUCUAUGCUCCUCUGCCUGUUCCUGUCAUCUUCAGCUACUGUCCUCCUUCAUCAUCCAAAUGUGUGCUGCUGUGCUCAGCGGUGAAUGUGGGUCAGGUGACUCUCUCUUGGUACAAAGAAAACCGUUUAUUGUCCAGCAUCAGUGUGUCUGAUCUCAGCAUCAGUCUCUCUCUGCCUCUGGAGGUGGAAUAUCAGGAUCAAAACCCCUACAGAUGUGUGCUGAACAAUUCAUUCACUGAGCAGACUCAACAUCUGGACAUCAGUGAACACUGCACAGUGCGCGGUUGUGAUACUGUUCAAGCUGUGAUCCGAUUGGUCGUCACUGCUCUAGUGGGCGUGGCUGCUGCGGCUGCUGUUGUUGUUCUGUAUUAUGACAUCAGAUCCAGAAGAGCUGAACAGAAUCAAUCACAUUCUCCCAUAUCAGCAACCUAA
Messenger RNA from Sinocyclocheilus anshuiensis, 1074 nucleotides. RefSeq lists its product as uncharacterized. NCBI's taxonomy places the organism in Eukaryota, Metazoa, Chordata, Actinopteri, Cypriniformes, Cyprinidae. The coding region runs from base 1 to 1074 and encodes 357 amino acids. The transcript is spliced from 5 exons. The record is from RefSeq and is a predicted model, not a curated record.